This is a messenger RNA of Prorocentrum cordatum, 924 nucleotides long. Lineage: Eukaryota; Dinophyceae; Prorocentrales; Prorocentraceae. The record is from the annotation of a GenBank genome assembly.
CGAGGCUCGAGCCGAUCGGCAGCCGCUCCGCCAUCGCCGCGAUGGUCGCCGCCGGACAGUGCCACACGGUCCUGUUGACCCGCGACGGCACGGCCGCGGCCUGCGGUUCCAAUCGAUCGGGCCAGUGCGACAUUCCGCCGCUGGCCGAGGGCCAGACCUACACGCAGGUCGCCGCUGGAGGGUACCACACGGCUCUUCUGACGAGCAUUGGAACGGUUACAGCCUGCGGCGCCAAUGAUUCUGGCCGUUGCGACAUUCCGCCGCUUGCCGCAGGCCAGACCUACACUCAGGUCGACGCUGGAGCGUGCCACACAGUCCUUCUGACAAGCGACGGCACGGCCGUGGCCUGCGGCACAACGAUUCUGGCCAGUGCGACAUUCCGACGCUGGCCGCAGGCCAGAUUUACAGACCUUGUAUUUUGCAAGCGUUGCUGCUGCAGGCGUUUCUCGACCGAGACUUGAUACGUCUCGUGACUUCCGACGGGGAGGAGCGCUGCCGCAUUGCGGCCGAACCUCCCGCUCGCUCGGCAGUCAUCCAUGACCAGCUGAAGAGCGAUCGACUCGCUGGCAGGCUCGGCCCCGAGGUCGCAGGAGUGGACGCCGUCCUGGAGGGCCACCCGCCCACAGCGCUCCGGCCGAGGAGGCGGUGGCCGGUGCAUGCGGGCUCGCGGGCCCUGCGGGGCGGGUGGUCGUGCGCGCGGUGGCGUCCGGCGGUCGGGCUGCGGAGUCGGGCGUGGAGGGCAGCGACCGCCGGGCUGUCAUCGAUGGCGAGCGGCCCGGCGAGAAGACGCCACGGGAGCUGCCCACCGCCACGGAGGCCCGCCCCGCGGAGCUCACCGUCCACCAGCACGAGCAGGGGCUGCGUGGUGACCACGCCUCGCCGCUCCCGGGCGAGCUCUGGCCCCGGCUGGGCGAGGCCACCGCC